This is a messenger RNA of Peromyscus leucopus (white-footed mouse), 4414 nucleotides long. RefSeq names its product pleckstrin homology and RhoGEF domain containing G4 (gene Plekhg4). Bases 243 to 3764 code for a protein of 1173 amino acids. The record is from RefSeq and is a predicted model, not a curated record. Gene Ontology annotation, molecular function: guanyl-nucleotide exchange factor activity. Lineage: Eukaryota; Metazoa; Chordata; Mammalia; Rodentia; Cricetidae. The transcript has 21 exons.
GGCCCAGAAGAGACUCUUGUGUCUUCUUCCCUCACCAGGCCGGACUACUGUAGAGGCAACGCUUCCUGGGACCUGGGGCCCAGCCGAGCACGCCCUUCUGCCUCGUGCUCCCGCGUUGCCUGCCCUUGGCGUCUUGCCCCACCAUUUCCAAACCAGUUCCUGGAUGAGCUGAAGCCUCCUUUCACACCAGGGCCCAGCCCCACCCCCACUGGUCCAGAGCGGCCCACUCUUACCGGAGAGUGAUGGAAGGGCCUCUUGAGGCGGGGGAUGCGUCGUCCCCAGACUCCCAGGGCCUUGCCGCAGACAGGAGGCUUGCAGUGGGCAGUUUCAGGAACACCCAGAAGGAGGAGCCUGCUCCCCAGAUACAGGCUUCAAGACCAGCAGUGGGGGCAACCCAAGGCAGAGGACUACAGGGAGGAGGUUCCUUGUCCAAAAAGCCUAACUCACGUCCAGAACAAAGGGCUGCAGAUGGGUCAGGGGACUGCCAGGGGAGCAUGUUGGGAGGCCCGCCAGUCCAGUCAGAGGAGCCAGCCUUCUCUGGAGUGGAAAACCUCUUGUGUCCUAUGUCCUCUCACCUCAGCCUGACACAGGAUGACCAUGACUAUGAAGGGGGAGGCUUGGUAGGGGACCCAGGUCCAGGCAAGGAACAGCCAGCUGGCCUUAGCCCUUUAUCAGAGAUGUCACCAAAGCUACUGGAGGCAGACCCUAGUGGAUCCAGCUUCCCUAAGCCUGCUGACUGCCUCCUGACCCAAGACCUCACCUGGGAGCUACUGGCCAGUGGCAUGGCUGCCCUUCCAGGGACACGUGAUGCAGAAGGCCGAGCAGUGCUGCUUCUGUGUGCCCACAGCCCUGCUUGGCUUCAUCCCAGAUGCAGUAGCCAUGAACUUCUGAGUCUCUUGUUCUACCUGCGAGGCAUCCUCAGGUCGGAAGUACGGGCCCUGGGACUGACCGUACUAGUUGAUGCCCGAAUUUGUUACCCGAGCUCGUCUCUCAUCCAGGGCCUCAGCCAGCUGCAACAAGCAGCCCCAGGAUCUGUGCACCAAGUGCUGCUAGUUGGCAAGAUGCCAGAGGAAAUGCCUACGGGGCUUCAGUUCAGUCAGCUGCCCUCUCACCAGAGCCUGCUGGCCCACAUUCCUGACGUGGGGUUGCCUACGUCACUAGGAGGAUGCCUGCCUUACAGCCACUGGGCCUGGCUGGAUUUCUGGAUGCGUCUAGAAACCCUGCAGCAGAAUUGCCAGGAGACUUGUGCCCUGCUCCAGGGGGUCAUUGACAGUGUGCGGGCCCUGCAGCAGCCAGUGGAGUCUGGAGACGCUGGUCAGCUGCUGCAGCAGGCACAGUCGCUCAUGCGGCGGGUGCUGGAGUCACCACAGUUGUCAUGGUUGCAAAACCAGGGAAGCCUGGAGCUGGCACGGCUGAAGCAGGGGAUGCCAGAGGUGACCCUGAGCCCCGAUUACAGGUCUGCAGUCGACAAGGCCGAUGAGCUGUAUGGUCAAGUGGAUGGACUGCUGCAUCAGCUAACUCUGCAGAGCAACCAGCGAAUGCAGGCCCUAGAGCUCCUCCAGAUACUGGAAGCCCAGGAGGGCGGGCUGCAUCAGGUUGAAGUGUGGCUACAGGAGGUGGGCUGGCCAGGACUGGAGGAACCAGGGGAGCCCUCGCUGGACAUGUUGCUCCAGGCCCAAGGCCCUUUUCAAGAGCUAGACCAAGUUGCCCAGGAACAGGUCAAGCAAGGAGAGAAGUUACUGCAGCCACUGGUUGGCUGGGAAGCUGCUGAACUGGGGCUCCCUGGAAAGCGCUUUCUGACCCUGAGAUCCCAGCUGACAGAAUUUUCCAGAGCUUUGGCCCAGCGGCGCCAGCGGUUGGCAGAUGCUGAGAAGCUGUUUCAGUUCUUCAAGCAGGCCACAGCAUGGACUGCGGAGGGGCGGCGGGUACUGACAGAGCUGGAGCAGGAGCACCCAGGGCUUGUGCUGCAGCGGCUGCAGCUGCACUGGACCAGACAUCCUGACUUGCCCCCUGCCCACUUCCGGAAAAUGUGGGCUCUUGCCACAGGCCUAGGCUCAGAAGGCAUCCGCCAGGAAUGCCGAUGGGCCUGGGCCCAGUGCCAGGACACCUGGCUGGCUCUGGAUCAGAAGCGUGAGGCUGCACUGAAGCCACCAUCAACAAACAGCACAGCUACAUUGUGUGUCAGUCGGGCUCCUGCUGUACCCACCAUCCCUCCACUGAGGAAGGCCUACAGCUUUGAUCGGAAUCUGGGGCGUGCCCACCAUGGCCACUGUGCAGCAGUUACUGACUCCCACAGACCUGAGGCUGAAGAAGGUGUCUGGCCCAGGUCAUCCCCUUCUGUGCCUCUAUCAGGCAGCUCUGACUUCAGGAACCCCAACAGGCUGCAGCUAGUUUUGGCAGAGAUGGUGGCCACAGAGCGUGAGUAUGUCCGGGCCCUUGACUACACCAUGCAGAACUACUUCCCUGAGCUAGAUCGACCUGAUGUACCCCAGGGCCUCCGUGGCCAGCGUGCCCACCUCUUUGGCAACCUUGAAAAGCUUCGGGAUUUCCACUAUCAUUUCUUCCUGCGUGAGCUAGAGGCUUGUACCCAGCACCCACCUCGAGUGGCUUAUGCUUUCCUGCGCCAUAGGGUGCAGUUUGGGAUGUAUGCACUCUACAGCAAGAAUAAACCUCGUUCUGAUGCCUUGAUGAGCAGCUAUGGUCACACCUUCUUCAAGGAGAAGCAGCAAGCACUGGGAGAUCACCUGGAUUUGGCUUCCUACCUACUAAAGCCAAUCCAGCGCAUGAGCAAAUAUGCCUUACUACUGCAGGAGCUGGCAAGGGCCUGUGGGGGCCCAGCACAGGAGCUGGGUGCUCUUCAGGCAGCCCAGAGUCUCGUGCACUUCCAGCUGAGACAUGGCAAUGACCUGCUAGCCAUGGAUGCCAUCCAGGGCUGUGAUGUUAACCUCAAGGAACAGGGGCAGUUGGUACGACAAGAUGAGUUCACAGUGCGGGCUGGGCGCCACAAGUCCUGUCGCCGUGUUUUUCUCUUUGAGGAGCUGCUGCUCUUCAGCAAGCCUCGGCGUGGGCCUGCAGGUGUUGACAUAUUUACCUACAAGCGUUCCUUCAAAAUGGCGGACCUUGGCCUCACUGAAUGCUGUGGGGAAAGCAAACUGCGAUUUGAGAUCUGGUUCCGUCGACGCAAGGCCAGGGACCUGUUUGUACUGCAGGCCUCCAAUGUGGCCACCAAACAAGCCUGGACAGCUGAUAUCUCCCGCCUGCUCUGGAGGCAGGCUAUCCACAACAAGGAAGUGCGCAUGGCUGAGAUGGCAUCCAUGGGCGUGGGGAACAAGGCCUUCUGGGACAUUGCCCCCAGUGAGGAAGCUAUCAAUGACCGUAACAUCAACUAUGUCCUGAAGAGACGAGAUGUUCGCUCCAGGGCCUCCAUUGCUGUGGCCCCCUUUGACUCUGACAACCCCUAUCUGGGUGCCUUGGGCUCCCUUCCUGGAGACCGUGCCUCUUGCUCUGUUCUGGGGUCUCUCAAUCUGCACCUGUACAGAGAUCCAGCUCUUCUGGGUGUUCACUGCUCCCUGUAUCCACCCAACUUCCCAGAGGAAGCAGCACUGGAAGCAGAAGCAGAGUUGGGCAGCCAGCCCUCUUUAACUCCUGAGGACUCAGAGGUCUCAUCCCAGUGCCCAUCAGCCAGUGGCUCUAGCAGUUCCGACAGCAGCUGUGUGUCAGGGCAGACCCUGGGCAGAGGCCUUGAAGACUUGUCCUAUGUUUGAGUCCGGCUUGAAGAUGGAACAGUAGCUACAGCAGCCAGAAACUCCAAGGAAUACCACACCUCUGAAUCUUCUAUAACCAGUGAAUGGCUGGCCCCUGGGCCAUCUGUGUUCCCACCCCUCAUAUCCAAUAGGAAUAGCCUUGUUGACUAUCCUUUCUGAUGUCUGUAGUCACCUACUGACUGGCCUGCAGCCUUUCCAAGGGCAUCUGGCUUCAAAGCCUAGAUAAGCACCUUGAUCCCAAGCUCCUGGGAUCCUUCUCCUCUCCCCUCCCUACUUGUAAGUUAAGGAUAGGAUGGGCAGAAGUUGAGUGUUUCCAAACUCUAGGCUAUUAUCAUGAGGGACACAAGUGGGUUCCCAGCAGCUGCUCCUCAGCCCUUGCACUUAAUGCUGAUCUCUCCAAACAAACACAGGGCUAGCCUGCCCCAUAUAUAGGCCCCUAUUCUUGAAUUUGUUGGCUUCCCAUCUCUAGCCUCUUGUUUUUUUGGGCCAUCUUGGGCAUUUGACUUGAUGCUUUUUGAACAGCUUUCAAUUAGACUUAUCUACUGGUUUCACUGGUUAUUGAUGCUCAGUCUUCUCAGAGAAGGAGUCCAGGCAUUUGUCUUGUGGUUUACUCUUUUAUUUGUUUAUAAUAAAAAAUAGAGUGAUUUGUA